Linum trigynum is the source of this 2292-nucleotide messenger RNA. The record is from the annotation of a GenBank genome assembly. NCBI's taxonomy places the organism in Eukaryota, Viridiplantae, Streptophyta, Magnoliopsida, Malpighiales, Linaceae.
CACGCACACAUAGAUACGUUUCAUAAUAUCACAUCAUCAGCAAGCAUGAUGAGGAGAAGAUUUGGGAUAGGAGGAGCUGCUGCUGCAAAAGAGACAGCCCCCAGCACCAUAAUUCAGUACGAGGAUUUCGAACCAAAAUCAGAAUGGAAAGAAGAAGAAGAGCUACCACAACCACAACAGCAGCAGCACAAGGCUCAGCUUUUGCUUCUCCAUCUUCCUGAAUUCAAGAAGGAGCAGCUCAAGGUGAUAUAUGUCCAAUCCACCAGAACCUUACGAGUCAGCGGCGAGCGCCCACUGUCCGACGACUCCGACACCAAGACGAGUCGUCGUCGUCGUUUCAACGUCACGUUCCCCGUCCCUCAGAACUGCGACGCCUUCAGGAUACAGGGCAAGUUCCAAGAUGGAGUCCUCAUCGUCACCAUUCCCCGACUACCAGAAACCCCCGCCACCACCGCCGCCGCCCCUCCUCCUCCUCCGCCUCAUCAUCAAGCUGCAGUUCUUAAUAAUGAAGACGCACCACCCCCUCCUCCUCCUCCACCACCCACAGCCACGCCAACGAAUGAAGAAAAUAACAACGAUGGCGGUAAGAAAAACAAUGAUGACAAAAAUGAGAGUGAUGACGUGGCGGCGGUCCCGCAGCAGACACCGGAGAAAGAAAUAACGGGCGAAGAACAAGGAAAAGAAAGAGGAGAUGAAGAUGAAGGGAAAGGAGGCGAUAGUACUCCAACGACCAAGGCAGCAGCAGUUGUUGAUAAUCUCCCACCAGUAAAAGAAGCUUCUUCUUCUUCUCUGGCCGCCGAGGCAGCAGCGGAGACGGCAAGGUUAAGUACUGCUGUCCACGACGACGAUGAUCAUCGUCGCCAGGGGGUAGCAGCAGCAUUAAUAACAAGCCGCGGAAGCAGCAAGAAGAGGAAAGAGUCGCCUGAGGAUCACGACGGUAAUGCCUUGUUGUCGGCUAUCAAGGAUGACGUCGUCAAGGAGAGAAUGAAGGAAGCUACGACGUCGUCGUCGGCGGCGGCCAAUAUUGCUGCUGCGAGAAAAAAAGCCAGAGGGUUGGGGAUUUUGGAGCGGGUUGACGAGUUUAUAAAAGACGAAGAUAACAGACAAACGAUGGUCAACGUUGGACUGGCGGUUAUAGCGGUUGUGGCAGUUGGGGCCUUCGUUGUCUAUCGUUAUAGAUCUUUGAGAGACUCCGCCUAGCUAAUUAAUCAUUCUCUCUUUCAUCAUCAACGUGACAAUUAACUUUCCUCCUCCUGUAAACAUAAACUAAAGAUGUCUAUUGUACGUGUUGCUGCAUGCAUGUGUGAAUAAUAUUGUACAAAAUGAUUUGGAUGCCUAACUAAUGAAUAAAAAUCAUAUACGCACGCUAGUUACGCUUUACGAUCAAAUGAAAGAACGUAACAGUCAUUUAUUAGAGGUAAUGGUUAAGGCAUACCAUCGCCAGUAGAUUACAUAAAUCACGAUUUACCAUGGUUUGCCGGUGAUAGCAUAUUAUUCAAAAGAAUGCUAAAAUGCUCGAUCAUAGGGGACAAUUAUACAAAAAAAGGUUCUUAGUUAUUUUUCCUCUUCCAAUCAACAAUUCCUCGAUAGUCGAUUCUCAUUCGGUUCACUUUACUAAAAUAGGUCUUAUCCUUUCUUAUAAAUAAUUAAUUCUUUACACAAAAGAAGUGAACUCAUCAUUCAUAAAAAAAAAUGUGAACAUUCUUUCAAAAAAAAAAGAAUAACAGGAAUAAUAAAUCGAGAGUUAUUUCUUUUCACAUCAUCAGACAAAAAAUUUAGUCUCACAAUUUAAGUAUGAUGUGGCAUCCUCGUCAUCAUCCUGUUGAUGUAACUACACUACAACAAAUUCGGCCUAUUAGGGCAAAAAUUAUAUUUUGUCAUUUUCUGUUUGUCACAAUAUGUACGAUGAUAUGACUAAAAUGAUAUAUGUCAUAUUUGGUUUGCCUAAUGUGACAAAAAUAAAAUUGGUCAGAAUAAGUCGUCAUUUAAACUGAGUAAUGUGACAAAUAUUUCGUGUCGCAAUUAAUUUUGUCAAAAUAGGCAUCCCAUAUCGGGAUGUAAAAGACUCAACAGUGACAAUUUCCUGUUGUCAGAAUAUUUCGUCAUUUAAAGUGAGUAAUGUGACAAAUAUUUUGUGUCAUAGUUAAGUUUGUCAAAAUAGGCUUCCCAUAUAGGGAUGUAAGAGACACAAAAGUGACAAAUUAUAUCGUCAGAGUAGCGUUUGUCAUAUUAUGUCUUCCUGAAUUGUUUAAAUGACAAAGUAUUAUGUUAUAAUAGAUAUCAAUAGUCCCA